Messenger RNA from Daktulosphaira vitifoliae (grape phylloxera), 2843 nucleotides. RefSeq lists its product as uncharacterized. The coding region runs from base 439 to 2760 and encodes 773 amino acids. Lineage: Eukaryota; Metazoa; Arthropoda; Insecta; Hemiptera; Phylloxeridae. The record is from RefSeq and is a predicted model, not a curated record. The transcript is spliced from 8 exons.
CCCCUUCACCCGCCAUAUCAUUAUUAAGCUUGUUGAAUAAUGUUCGCCGUAGGUCGUGUUCUGGCCUCUGUUUUAUUUGUUCGACUUGUAAUGUUUGGAUGUUAUUUGUGACUUAUUUAUUUUUUUAUUCUUUUAUCACAAUAACAAAAACAAUAAUAAACUAGUGAUAACAUCAAUUCUUUGUGUUGGUCCUCCAUACCACAUUUUGACAAUAAACUCAGUUUUCAUUUUUCUUCAUUGAACUUUUAAAACUUAAUAAUAUAAUACCGACUGGACAUGUGUAGUUAUCGUGGACAGCUACUUCCAUUACGACAUGUUUUAGAUGGAAUGAUUCCUUCCGCAAUGCUCCAGAGCUCAUAGCGGUUCUUAACAGCGGCCGCGCGUUGGAAUACAGAAUUAAGAAAUGAUUCAUCUAAUAACCAUAUAAAAAGUACAAUUAUGUUUCCCAAUUCAGUUACAUUAUCAUCAACAUUACCUAGGAUUAAUAAGGAAAAUAAGGAAUAUGAUGAUAAUUUGGCUAACAUCUCAAAAUCGUUGGAUUUCCAUAAUAAUCAUAAAAGUUGGCCUCUAGUACAAGUAGUAGAAUGUGUAACAAUAAAAGCUGUAUCAAACAUUCCACCGCCUGUCAAAGAAAUGGAAACUGAUGUAGUAGAUGGAAUGUCUUUACCAAAUAAGAUUGAUUUUAAAGAAAAUUUUCAAUCAAAUUGUAUAGAUGAAAACAUCUUAGAAUGUUCAUCAAGUAAUAAUGUAUUAAAAAUUGUUUUACCUCUAGUCAAUGAUAAUGAACCAUUAAAUAGUCCAUUAGAUACUUACAAACAAAAUAUAUUAAUUUGUCAAAACGACUGCAAAUCAAGCAUUAAAUCUGUGCAAUACUCUCAAAAUCACUGUAAUGAAAAAUCAGUGAAUGUAGUUGAUAAUGUAAAUAAUAAUGAUAGUAGUAAUUUUAAUAAUAUAAAAUAUUCUAUAUUAGAUGAAGCUGAAAUAAAUAGAUUUAGCUCAACAUUUGAAGACAUAAAAACUUUACUUAAAGAAGGUUUAGUUGAUGGUUUAGAUGAAAUGCCACCUGACUUCCAACCACCAAAUCCUCCAAAAUUAUAUAGAGUAUCAUCGUUACCUAGUAUUCUAAGUCAUGAUAGUACAAAAAAUCAACAUCCAUACUUAACAAUGUAUGCUACUAAAAACGAAUUAUUAAUAAAUAAGCUAAACAAAAGUUCUAUUGAAAAACAAGAUAUGUCUAUACAAGUAUCAACCGAAUUAUUUAAAAUAGAUAAUGUUGAAAAAGUUCUUGUAGAUACUAGUUGUCAAACAGAAGACAUUUUUAUAAAUAUUGAAGUAAAUACUGAUUUAUCAACUGAACAAAUUGAUAAAGAAGAAAUUUUUCCUAUUAAAGAUGAAAUUAGCUUAGAAUCAGCUAAAGUUGAAGAAAUUCAUAUUGUAAAAGAGAUAGAUAAAAAUAAUGCCUUUUUACUUAAAGAAAGUCAAGAACACAAUUUAUUACUUAAAGAAAUUGAAGAAAAUAAUAAAUUAUUAAAAGAAGUUGAAGAAAACAAUUUAUUAUACGAAAAAUAUUUAAACAAUAUUAAUUUGAUUGACAACAAUGUAAAUAAAGAAGUACUGCCACAAAUAUCGGAAGAAAUUAAUGUUGUAUCAAAACAAGAUAAUCAGAAUAAUAUAUUAAGUAUUAAUGAACAAAAUCAUGGUAAAAUAGAAGAUAAUGUUUCUUAUAAAAACCUCAAUACACUUGAAAAAGAACUGGAACUUCAAUCAAUUGAAGAAAGUUGUACAAACUAUGUAAAUGCUAAUAUUUUAGAAGAAUUUGUUAAUGAACAAUUAAAUCUUAAUAAUAUUAAUGGAGAUUUAGAUUUUUUAUUUGGACCAUUGCCACCAUCCCCUGUUGAAGAAUCUGUUCCAAAAUUACCCAAAAUAAAAAGUAUGGACGUAGUUCUAUUAGAAAGAAAAACAGAAGUUGAAACAACAACAGUUCCAUUUGCUAUGAAUUUUCAUAAGAACGAAUCUAGUAAUUCAAUAAUAAAAUCUCGAUCAAUCGAUGCUGAAUUUUCCCAAAAUUUCCAACAUCAUCAAAAAAUUGGAACUCGAUCGGUACAAACUGAAAGAAGGACUUAUCCAUCGGAAUUACCUAUAACUGAUGAAUAUCCUAGACCAUUGCCAUUUAGAAUUGGAAUUCAUCCCAGUACAAUUGAGAAACUGUCGGAUAUUUCAAAUUCAUUACCUGAUACACCACUUCUUGGAAGAUGUGAUUUUCCUCGUCAGUAUUCAGCAACAAACACUAAAACCAUGUCUCAAAUGAGCAAUAGUUUAAGUAUUAACAUGAGAGGUGCUGGGCAUGGAUCAAGUAUUGGAUUGAGUCAUGCAAUGGUUGGUGCAGAGUUACUACACAUGAAUGGCCCUGGUAGGGGUUGGUACCCUCGGCAACGGCAAUUUCGUCCUGUUUCAGUUGAACAACUUGACAAAUUGGCAGCUAGUAAAAGUCCUGUAGGAAAUUCACAUUGGAGUGGUGGAGAUAGGCACAAGCCAGUUACAUUACCUCCAAAUCUUUCUCCUAAGUUUUUCAAUCGAUCUCCAAGGGAGGCUUUACGGCGUGUAACUAGUCUAUUAAUUCGAAAAGGUAAUACCAAUAAAAAUAGCAAAACAAAAACUGUAUUUGCGUCUUCUGUGAUUGGCCCUCAUGGAGACAUAAGUGAAGAAUGUGAUACUAGUCAACCAAAGCGUGGAUUUUUUAAAAGUUUAUGGAGAAAAUAAGACUACUUAAGUUUUGCAAUCAAAUUUCACAGCAAUUUAAAUGUAAUUUGUUACUCUGUCAUUAAACUUAUGUUUACCUUUUA